Molecule: messenger RNA, 3404 nt
Organism: Branchiostoma floridae (Florida lancelet)
Lineage: Eukaryota; Metazoa; Chordata; Leptocardii; Amphioxiformes; Branchiostomatidae
Product: Krueppel-like factor 6
Exons: 3
Coding region: 183-986 (267 amino acids)
Biological process (GO): regulation of transcription by RNA polymerase II
Molecular function (GO): RNA polymerase II cis-regulatory region sequence-specific DNA binding; DNA-binding transcription factor activity, RNA polymerase II-specific
Source: RefSeq, a predicted model, not a curated record
CAUGCAGAUGUCAUUUCUUCAGAAUUCUGGUGGGAACCUGUACUCUCCUUGUAACCGACUGUCAAAAUACUCAAAUUUUGGAUGAAUUAUCUCGCCACGGGAAUCUUUGCUUUCAUACUCACCGAAUCCGCCGAAAAAUACCAGUCGGACUAAGUUGAGGAAGUGUUUUCCCCGCCGCGAUUAUGGAUCUGCUACCGAGUGGAGAGAUCUUCAGCGAGUUGCAGAUGAUUCACGACACGGGCUAUUUCUCCUGCCAGCCUUCCUUGGAAGACACUUGGCAACAGACUUGCAUGGAAAUGGAGCGUUACCUCCGCUCAGAGUCCAGCCUAAAGUCUGUGGAGACAUUUCUCGAUGACAGCGACAACCCGUGGAAUAAAUUCCUCCUGACAAAAGAAGAAGGCCUGGGACUGUCCGCUGCUGACAACAAGGACGGCCAUAUGGACGAUACCAUGAGUCUAAGCUCAGCUUCUAGUGCAUCCUGGGAUAGCUCAGGAGAACUCUCUCCCACGGGUAGCAUCACGUCCGACCCCUUUAAACUUGAGGUGAAAGGUCAAGGGAAGGCAUCCUGCGCGACGCUAACUCCGCCAUCGUCACCCGAACUGGAAAAGCGGUUGUCGUCGCCGGGGACGGUGUCGGUUAAACUUACCACGUCGCGAGGAAGAAGUAUUAGUCAAUCUCGGAUUUAUGCCAAAAAACUGGAAGCGCCGCCGGCAGACAGUAAGAGGAGAGUUCACAAAUGUCACUUCACGGGUUGCAGGAAAGUCUAUACAAAAAGUUCUCAUCUCAAGGCACACCAGAGAACACACACAGGUGAAAAGCCCUACAAGUGCUCCUGGGAAGGAUGUGAGUGGCGAUUCGCACGUAGUGACGAGCUGACGCGCCACUACCGCAAACACACGGGGGCCAAACCGUUCAAAUGUAACCACUGCGACAGGUGCUUCUCGCGGUCGGACCACCUGGCGCUGCACAUGAAGAGACACCUGUGAUCCACGUUGCCGUGGCGACACCGUUCCGGCUCAGACUGGACAUUUCUUAGCUGCAUUUGUACAGCUUGCAUGAUGCUGACAUCCUAGGAAUGUAUUUAUAUUAUAGGAAGGAGUACUGUGUACACAAGAAAGAUGAAUGUAUUGAACUCUUCAACAAUCCCGACUCAUUCCUGAGGUAAUGAGAACGUUUUCGGCCCUCCUCUAGGCCUCGCCUCGGGUUUCUAAGGGACACACCUAGAAAAACUGAUCAUGAAGGGGGAGGGGGGAAUAAAAUGAAAAAAUUAUAAGAAAUUGAGUUAGAUACAAGUGACGUACCAAUCAUGAGACAUUCUGUAUUAUCUAUAUAACCUACUACAGGUAGACUAAAUUAAAAGAUUUAAUCAAUUAUUUUCUUGGAAUUGUCUGUAAGUUUGAUGAGAUGGGAUUGUAUAACAGAGCAACUGUGCAUAUCAAGUCAGUUGAAGUGUACCAGACAUGUCAUAUUUACGAAGGUGCUGUACCAUUGCCUAAAGCAGGCCAACACAAUUUACAAGCUUAGUAGUAGUGUGUGAGCUGCACGUGUCUCCAUCUAAAGAUUGGUGCCAAGAUAGGUACACGAGUGUUAAAAUGUUGGCUUCUAUCCUGCAAAGCAAGUUGGAUUGGCGAGGGUUUGUUGUCAGCUCAAAAGGACCAAAGGCCCGUCAGAGGUGUGACAUUUGCAGUACCUCAAAUUUUUGACUGAAAAAUUAAAACCUUGCGAGAAAAAAAUGUAUUACUAGCAGCUAUGCUUUUGUUGAAGCAUUGAAAAUGAAGCUCUAACUGAGCAUAACAAAGUGGCAGCUUUGAUUUUAACACGUUAUCAAAAACAUGUAUUUAUAUUAUUAAAUUACUUAUAUCUAAAAUACGAAGUACAAAAUCUUCACUAUUGCAUAUGUAUGUAAGUCUUGAAUUUAUAUUUUUGUAUUGUUUUCUAUGUUCAAGUGUACAUGUUUUUACUGUGGCUGUUUGCAACUGACAUUUUUGAAAGUCGUUACUUGUAUGUAGAAAUUUUUUACAGUGAAGCAGCAUUGAGCCAUGAGUAUCCUGAAAAAACAGUAUAUGUUAGUAACAGUUAUAUCACCUAUGUGACAAAAUUUUACAUGUUCAAACUUGUACACCAAUGGGAAAACACAUGGGUUUAACAUUUUCUGAGUUAAAAUGUGCAGGGAUGCCUUAGCAUUUGCUUGUAUUUUAUAAAAUUCCUAGGGAACACGUGAGACUUUUAGGGAACAUGCAAGAAUCACUGCCAAAAUGUAUGAAUCAUGUGAAAAAAGCAUGAAGCACUAUGCGCAACAUACAAGUCUAAUGAAAGACAGUCUUUUUAUGCAAAUAGACCAACUGCUGCCUGGGUUAGGUGACAAAGCGGAUUUUUAGGAUGCCGGCAGUGACCUGCAAUGAUGCAGGAAUGAAGCAAAAGAGUAGCUCACUAGCUGAAAUGCACUUUUGUGGCGUUAUGCGCCCAUUCAAUGUUCUAUAAAGUAAAAACAUCAUUUGCAGAAACAUAACUUCUCCCAACAUAUUGGUAGGCAAGUAUGCAUAAAAAGAUGUGUUGCACAGUGCUUCUUGCAAGAUUUUAUGUUUUUGCACAGUGAUUUGUGCAUUUUUCAUAAAAUUUGUACGGAUUUUAUAAAAUUUGUGCGAAUGCUUUGGCACCACUGUUAUAGUUUCUGCACCUUUUGUCAAAUUAGGGUUUUCCCCAACAGCACUGGAAACAGGUUUCAUCACUGGAUUUGCUUUUGAUUCUUUUGUAAAAGAACAGUCCGGGGUGUUAUGGUAUAACUGUCCCAGAACCUACUUUGUUAGUACACAAUUUUCCCAUUGAGAGACUCGUAUUCAUUUGUACCUGUUGACUCUUCACAUGUAAUACCAACUGUAGCUGCAGAAUACCUUUCUUCUGUUCACCAGUGACAGUUCAUGAUGUAGUAGAGAUCCCAAAUAUUAUCACCUUUGUGUCAUUGAUUGUGAAUAUAUGUUUAAGAACUGCCUACGAAAUGAAGAAGGUUCCCCAGUUCUGCUUGUUUAUUUUUCAUGUUGAGCAUUGAUGCCAAAUGUUCCCAUUGGCAGCUACCGUGUGUUCCGUUAUUGUCAUUUGUACAAUGUGCACUAGAAGAUUGAAUUAAUCAAUAUUAAUUGUACUCAAAAUGUUUCUGGAGAAGCCUAUAUGUCGUGGUAAGAAAUACAAGUAUGUACAGCAUUAAGAGAGGUUCUAUGGACAAUAGUUAUUGUGAAAUAAUGAAGGAAAUUUGUAAAUUUUGAUGGCCUUAUUCCGCCAUGCAUUAGCUGAGCCCCCCAGAUGUGCUUAUGUUGUACCGGGCACAGAUGAUAUCUCCAUGUUGGCUCCGGCUGCAGUAAACAUACUUUUGUCUAUAGAAUAUGACAAUAAACAUGCAACACAUGGCA